AUGCUGGAAUAUACGGAAAAGUUCAUAGGAGAAUUGGCAAUCGCCUCCUCCCGUCGCCACUCAGCAACAGUGAACCCCUACCCAGGAAGCAACCACAUCCUCCGAUUCACUCAUUCAGAGAGAACAUUGAAGAAGGGCAAGAAGAUGCGCGCCGAGGACGAUUAUCUCACCCUAGGCUCGAUCCACCUGCAGGCAGUUGAUGGACCCGCCAACGUGACCUUUAUUUGA
Messenger RNA from Linnemannia hyalina, 228 nucleotides. The record is from the annotation of a GenBank genome assembly. Lineage: Eukaryota; Fungi; Mortierellomycota; Mortierellomycetes; Mortierellales; Mortierellaceae.